Molecule: messenger RNA, 4542 nt
Organism: Suricata suricatta (meerkat)
Lineage: Eukaryota; Metazoa; Chordata; Mammalia; Carnivora; Herpestidae
Product: baculoviral IAP repeat-containing protein 3-like
Exons: 9
Coding region: 2276-4078 (600 amino acids)
Biological process (GO): negative regulation of apoptotic process; regulation of cell cycle; positive regulation of protein ubiquitination
Cellular component (GO): cytoplasm; nucleus
Molecular function (GO): ubiquitin protein ligase activity; cysteine-type endopeptidase inhibitor activity involved in apoptotic process
Source: RefSeq, a predicted model, not a curated record
CUUAAAUUUGGCGACGCCCUCCGCGGCGCCGGGGAGGCGGAUGACUGCCGCUACCCGACGACACUGCCGGCACGGCCCACUGGCGCUCGGGGCCUCGGGGCGGCAGGUUUCACAAAAGGAGUGAAGUGUUCUACUUCUAGAUUUUUUCCAGUUUUUUUUCUAUAAAUCAAAACAUCUCAAAAUGGAGGCCUAAAACCCGUAAAAGGGACUUAGUCUAUUCUCCGGGAGGUAGUUUUGUGCAUGAGUAAACAAAUUAAGUAGUGAACUGGAAUUUUUGUUAUCCCAAAGGAUGUUAAUUUUAAAAAAUACAUUCUAGUUAUAGGAGGUGUAACUAUAAAGUAAUGAUGAUCUUAACUUUGAAUUUAACUGGUGACUAUAAAGGGGAAGUGAUUUUAGCCAGAGCAGAACAGAGAGAAGGAACUCGUGUUUGGUAAAGAUCUGAAAAUGAGCAACAGGUAUCUAGAACGAAGAGCAAAUAUUCACCCCUCUACUAAAUUAGAGAAAUACACAGGUGAGGCCUCUGACAGGUCGAGAGACUUCCAUGGUGACAAAGAAAUGUCCAGAACAAGACUCUGUGGUGCCACCAAUUUAGAGAGUAUGACACGCUCGCAUGGAAGAUUGGUAAGGGAAUGAUCUAACCAUUUAUCUGAGUGUUCGCUGUUAGAAGUCUCAAGUUCAGCUUGUUCAAAUGGACUGUUACCUCUGAGAAGAAUAACAAUGAGAAUGGUGGUGGACGGUCCAUUCUGGGGAAAGAACAGACUUAUUCAGAGAGAGAAGGUGCUCAGAUACUGAUUAGCACCAGGAGGUUCUCUGCAGCAAUGUCUAAAAUUUUUGCUCACUGCGGAAGUUAGACACAAUAACUGAUCACUGGAACGGACCUAUGUUUCUCCCUCAUAUCACCUGGAGGUAAAGAGUUCAUGUCGCAGCAGAAACCCCACCUUUUGUGGGAAACCGUGUGCACAAACCAUUGCUAGAGAAGCCAAGGUGGCCCAUUUGCCAAUUGUUGCUCAUAUUAUUGAUGCAGAGCCUGUUUACUGAUGGCUAGUCAUGACUGAGAGAUUCUGAAUUCUCAGAAGGUCUCUGGUUGGCAAAAGGAGUGGAUUGUGACAAAGUAAAUUUAUUAUUUUCUUGUUGUGAUAAAUUCUGGUGCAAGAUACGCUGUCUGUGGAAUUUCUGACUAAAGCCAAAAUUGUACACUUUGAUUAUUCAUCCUAGCCUACAGACUCAGAGCCCUGACUUUUGACUAUUUUCAUAAAUCCAGUAUCAGAAUAGAAGAUUUGGUAUUUUCUUUCAACAGCAUGAAGCUGAGCCUAAAAAGACCAACUGAGCAAAUACAUUCUUUUCUGAGAAUUUAUUUGAAAUAGAGUAUGGAAUCACUCUAAGUAACCACACUGCUGACUAUGAGAGGUAAUUAUUGUUUCAGGAAUUUUGAAACAGGCCUUAAGAUGCAUCAGAUAAUUCUGUUCCUACUUAAGCUCUUCAUUUGUAGGAAAAUUCUAGAUCGUUUUGUUUUUCCUAUUAAAAAUAUUCUAGGAAGAAAAAUUACUUAAUUUGAGCACGAUUUGGGAUAGAUUGUAUUCCAUUGCAUCUAAAUGUCAUGAAUUGUAAAACACACCAUUAUUUUAUAUAUUUUUAAGAAAUAAAAGUGCUGCUAAUUAAAAUAUAAUAUUUAUUCGCUAGAAGAUAGAUGUUUAAAAGAUGCAUCCUAGGAUCAGUGAAAUGAUCCCAGUGUAUUCUUUUCUUCUUUUCAGGCAGGUGUUAGGCUUUUCUUUUUUUCUGGCUAUGAAAUUUCAUAAUUGAAAAGAAGCAAAAUAAACACAGUUUGGAUUUUUUUCUGUAGAGCGCAGCUUUCCUCCUGGAAAGCAGGCGGGCUGUGUGAGCCCCAUGCUUGGUCUCCAGGCCUGCUGAGCUCCGCAAAGCGUUCCCGCGGAGACAUGGUCCUGCCUGUGGGGGUCACGAUGCUGAGUGGCAUCUUGGUGACCCCAGGCUCCCCGCUUGUACGCAGGGCUUGAUUUCCAUGACAAGGUGCCACGUGUCCUCCUGUUCACACGGUGUGCGUAAAGAUGAUGGAAAGGUGCAGUUGCACACACUUUUCCCCUACAAUGUGUCCGUGUGGAGCUCAGAACCUCGCCAUGCUGCACCCCUAAGUACACAGAGGGAGAGAAGGACAGGAGAUUUCCUGUUCUGGGCAUUCAGCCUCGCCAAAUCCAGAGCCAUGCACAAAACUACCUCCCCAGAGAAAGGCUAGUCCCUUUUCCACCCCGUCUGCUUGGUCAUGAGCAUCGUGGAGAAGAGCACAUUCUUGUUAAAGCUGAUGGAAGGCAGCACCGGGUCGGCACUGAGGUACGACCACUCGUGCGAGCUGUACCGCAUGUCCACGUACUCGGCCUUCCCCGCCAGCGCCCCCGUCUCCGAGCGGAGCCUCGCCCGGGCCGGGUUCUACUACACGGGCGGGAAGGACAGGGUCCGGUGCUUCUGCUGCGGCCUGACGCUGGACAACUGGAAGCCGGGGGACCGUCCCCUGGAGAAGCACCGGCGGCUGUACCCCAGCUGCAGCUUCAUCCAGAGCCUAAGUGCGGCGAACGUUUCCGGAGCCGCCUCUCCUCCUUCGGGGACACGCUCCAGGCUUGUGCCGCCUCCCAGCGUGGAGAACCGCGGCCGUUUCAGUGGCCCUUGUGCCAGCUUCCCGGAGGCCCCUGCAAACCUCAGAGCAAACCAAGAUGUGGGUCCCUGGAGGCUGAGUCCUCACCCCGGUGCGAUGCAGACCGAGGAAGCCAGAUUCCACACCUUCCAGGGAUGGCCCUUGGCCUUGCCGCCACCUGAGCAGCUGGCCAGAGCUGGCUUUUACUACCUAGGCCCCGGGGACAAGGUGGCCUGCUUCACCUGCGGCGGGAGGCUGAGUAACUGGGAGCCGGACGACGACGCCCUCUCAGAGCACCUGAGGCACUUCCCCUUCUGCCCGUUUGUAGAAAGCCAGCUUCAAGACGCCCUGCGGUGCGCCGUGUCCAACCGUAGCAUGCAGACGCACGCGGCCCGCUUCCGAACCUUCUGCAGCUGGCCCCCCAGUGCGCCCGUUCGGCCCGAGCAGCUGGCCCCGGCUGGCUUCUACUACGUGGGGCACAGCGAUGACGUCAAAUGCUUCUGCUGUGACGGCGGACUGCGGUGUUGGGAAUCCGGAGACGAUCCGUGGGUGGAGCACGCCAAGUGGUUCCCAAGGUGUGAGUACUUGAUACGAAUCAAAGGACAUGCGUUCAUCAGUCAGAUUCAAGCCAGUCACCCCUGUCUACUUGAACAGUUGUUAUCUACUUCGAACAACACAGAAGAUGAAAAUGCCGAGUCACCAAUUGUUCGUUUUGGGCCUGGAGAAAGUUCCUCCGAAGACGCCGUCAUGAUGAGCACACCCGUGGUGAAAGCGGCCUUGGAGAUGGGCUUCAGUAGAAGCCUGGUGACGCAGACCGUUCAGAGUAAGAUCCUGACGAGCGGGGAGAAUUACAAAACGGUGAAUGAUAUCGUAUCAGAUUUACUUAAUGCAGAAGAUGAACUCAGGGAAGAGGAGAAAGAAAGAGCAGCCGAGGAAAAAGAAUCAGGUGAUGUAUCAUUAAUCCGGAAGAACAGAAUGGUGCUUUUUCAACAUCUGACUUCCGUGCGCCCCAUCCUGGAUGGCCUCCUCACCGCCAGGGUGCUCACUGAGCAGGAGCACGGUGUUAUCACCCAGAAAACACAGACGUCCCUGCAAGCUAGGCUGCUCAUCGAUACUGUGUUAGUGAAAGGAAGCCUUGCAGUCACCAUAUUUAAAAACUCUCUGCUAGAAACGGACCCUGUGUUAUACAAGCGUUUCUUUGUGCAACAGGACCUAAAGUAUGUUCCCACAGAAGAUGUUUCAGGUCUGUCUCUGGAGGAGCAGCUGCGGAGGCUGCAGGAGGAACGGACCUGUAAAGUGUGCAUGGACCGAGAAGUGUCCGUCGUGUUCAUCCCCUGCGGCCACCUGGUGGUGUGCAGAGACUGCGCCCCUGCGCUCCGGAAGUGCCCUAUUUGCCGGGGCACGAUCAAGGGCACCGUCCGGACAUUUCUUUCAUGAAGUGGAGCCAAAACUUUGUCUCAACUUUAGAAUUAAUGGAUUAAAUGUAAUGUAUUUUUGACUUCCAUACUGAUUUGGUUUCCCUAAGAUUUUUUUAAAUCUAUUUGCAGCUGAAAACUGUUUUAUAUAAAUAACACAUCUAAAACAAAUACACUGCACAUAUAUUAGCAAGCGAAUGGCGGGCUUUUGUUCAUGGGGACAAUAGUAGACAUAGCACUACAUGCUCGAUACUUAAAGUGUCAGCACUAUUGAAAUCAUAAGGGAAGUAAACUUUAAAAUUUUGAAAUAAGCUUUCAGAAUUUUAACUACUUUGGAGUUGUAUUAAGAACUGGGAGCACUCUCUUUGGAUCAGUGUCCUGGACGUAGAAAGAAGGUCUUGAUAUCCAUUGAAUGAUUUUUUCAGGGACUUGGUGGUUUUAUAAAGAAUUCUGUGAGGAACAUUUUAAUAAAGCCAUCAAAAUUCC